Molecule: messenger RNA, 7239 nt
Organism: Menidia menidia (Atlantic silverside)
Lineage: Eukaryota; Metazoa; Chordata; Actinopteri; Atheriniformes; Atherinopsidae
Source: the annotation of a GenBank genome assembly
UGCUCGUGAGAUUCAUGUUUUGUUAGCCAUUCUAGCAAGCCGAUGUCGACCGGUUGAACUUACUAUCCGAUUAUUAUAUGUGCAUAAAACGGUUCGGACGCCACUCCUAGCUCAAGGGCAGGAUGGCACGUCAACAUAACCCACCUGAGAUGUCCCAGAAGAUGGAGUACUUGGAGCCUGAUGAUGAACCUGACAGGGAUUCUGGUGUCGAUGAGGACGCAGGGGAAGAUGCUGACAGCUGCCAUAAAAACACUUCAACAGUAGAGAAUAAAAAUGAGGAGCAGGAUGGCUUGGAAGAAAACAACAACCCUCCUGGGGAGGGAGAGGACUUUACCAUCUUUGUUGCCUUUCAAGGAAACAUGAAAGAUGAGGACUUCACUCAUAAACUUGACACGGUUCUAAGUGGCAUACCGAACAUCCUUGAUAUGGGGUCUAAUAAACUGCAACCACAGCGUGUGGAGCCAUGGAAUAGUGUUCGUGUUACCUUCAACAUUCCUCGGGAUGCUGCUGAGCGACUCAGACUGUUGGCCCAGAACAACCAGCAGCAGCUCAGAGACCUGGGGAUCCUCUCUGUGCAGAUAGAAGGGGAGGGAGCUAUCAAUGUUGCUGUCGGACCAAAUAGAGGACAAGAAGUCAGGGUGAAUGGACCAAUUGGUGCACCUGGUCAGAUGAGAAUGGACGGUGGAUUUCCAGGUCAAUCUGGUCCAGGGGUAAGGAUGGCAAACCCAUCAAUGGUUCCCCCUGGACCUGCCAUGGUUGGUCAGAAUAUGCUACCAGGCAACAGUGGACAGAUGCAUCCUCGUAUCCAGAGACCACCAUCACAAACAGAUGUGAUGGACCCAAUGAUGCCUGGUAUGUCGGUUCAACAACAACAACAACAGCAGCAGCAACAGCAGCAGCUUCAGCACCAACAGGCUGGUCCUCAUGCCUCCGGUCCAAUACCCCCUCAAGCUGCCCACCAUAUGCAGGCUCUGCAGGCUGGGAGACCACUAAACCAGGCUGCACUGCAGCAGCUCCACCAACAACAGCAGGCCCAGCAGCAAGCUCAGCUCUCUCAACUGGGACCUAGGCCCCAAUUCAACCCUUCUGGACAGAUGGUCGUACCUCCUGGCUGGAAUCAGUUGUCUUCUGGUGUUUUACAACCACAAACCGCUCAAGGCGGCCCUGCUUGGAGAAAACCCCCACUCCAAGCCCAGAUGGUUCAGCGCCCACCCUCCCUAGCUACAGUUCAGACUCCCAAUCAUCCUCCUCCUCCUUAUCCUUUUGGUAGUCAGCAGGCCGGUCAGGUAUUCAAUGCCAUGGGACAAGGACAAUUGCAGCAGCAACAGCAGGCAGGAAUGGGUCAGUUUGCUGCCCCUCAGCCUAAAGGCCAACAACCUGGCCCUGGUGGUGUCACGGGACCACCCAGACCUCCUCCGCCCCUUCCAUCAACUUCUGGACCACAGGGCAACCUCACUGCCAAGUCCCCUGGAUCGUCCUCAUCUCCUUUUCAGCAGAGUUCACCAGGAACACCUCCCAUGAUGGCUCAGAGGCCUACCACUCCACAGGGAUUCCCCCAAGGUGUUGGUUCACCUGGAAGAGCAGCCCUCAGCCAACAGGGUACCAUGCAGCAAGGAUUCAUGGGAAUGCCCCAACAUGCUCAGCCUGGGGCCCCAGUUCACCCAGGCAUGGCAAAGCGUCCCAUGGGCUUUCCAAACCCAAACUUUGUUCAAGGUCAGGUGAGUGCCAGCACUUCCGGGACCUCUGUUGGAGGAGCAAAUCAGCAGUUGCAGAGCAAUCAAGCAAUGACUCACACAGGAACACAGCCAUCACCCUCCACACCAAACUCAAUGCAGGGACCACCACAUGCUCAGCCCAAUGUUAUGGGCGUACAAAGUAGCAUGGCAGGUCCACCCCCUGGUACGACAGCUGGACCUAGUAUGGGCCAGCAGCAGCCUGGCCUCCAGACCCAGAUGAUGGGCCUCCAGCAUCAGGCCCAGCCUGUGUCUUCCUCCCCCAGCCAGAUGGUUCAAGGUCAGGGUGGAGGUCAGACUGUCCUUUCAAGGCCCAUCGGUCAAGGGCAGAGAGGAGGGAUGACCCCCCCUAAGCAGAUGAUGCCACAGCAAGGCCAGGGGGUGAUGCAUGGGCAGGGUCAGAUGGUUGGAGGCCAAGGGCAUCAGGCCAUGCUCCUGCAGCAGCAACAACAAAAUUCAAUGAUGGAACAAAUGGUUGCUAACCAGAUACAAGGAAACAAGCAGACCUUUGGAGGAAAAAUUCCAGCUGGGGUUAUGCCUGGCCAGAUGAUGCGUGGCCCCGCACCAAACGUUUCAGGCAACAUGGCUCAGUUCCAGGGCCAGGUUGGCCCCCAGCAGAUGAAUCCACAGCAAAUGACUCCACAGCAGCAGCAACAAAUGGUUCAGCUUCAGCAGCAGCAGUUGCAGCAGCAGCAACAACAGUUACAACAGCAACAACAGCACCAGUUGCAACAGCAGCAACUACAACAACAGCAACAACAACAACACCAACAGAUGAACCAGCAACCGCCUCAGCAGGUUCCAGUGGCUGGUAAUCCAAAUCAAGCGAUGGGCAUGCAUGGGCAGCAGAUGAGACUACAAGUUGGCCAUCAUCUUAUGCAACAACAGCUACAGCAGCAGCAUCUGCAGCAAAAACAACAACAGCAGCAGCAAGCAAUGUUGCAACAACAACAACAGCAGCAACAACAACAGGCAGCCCAGCAACACCCACAUGCCAUAGGAGACCCGAAUAGUGGGACCGGAGAUUUAGGUGUGCAGCAGAUGGUGCCUGAUAUGCAGGGACCACAACAGCAAGGCAUGAUGGGGGGUCCUCAGCAUAUGCAGAUGGGAAAUGGACACUUUGCCGGUCAUGGCAUGAACUUCAACUCACAGUUUCCAGCCAGUCAGUUUGGACCAGGGGGGAAACAGGGCACAGGUGGGGGGAAUCCAGCCAAACCCAAGAAGAAGAAACCUCCACGAAAAAAGAAACCCAAAGAGGGUGAUGGGCAACAGCAAGUAGAUGGGCUUGGCAAGCAUCAAGUCAAGGGCAGCCUCAGAUGCAUCCUCAUCAACUGCAACAGCAGCAGGCUCAGCAGCCACACCUGCAGCAGCAGCUUGCGGGAGCUGCUCGAAGAAUGUCCCAUCCUGAUGCUGUGCAGGGUCCCCAAGGAACAGGAACCGAGGAGGGCCCCGCUGGUGCCCACUCAAAGCAAGACAGGCCAACUGGCUCAGAAUCUGGAGUGCAGUCUGGAAAUGGAACGCAGCAGAUCGUAACCAGCCAAGGCUCCAAUCCUCACAUGAUGAUGAAGCAAGGCCCUGGUCCAGCGCAAAUGUCUCAACACACCGCAGCCAGCCCCCAGCAACAGUUACCCACUCAGCCUCAGCAAGGAGGCCACAUGCCAGGCCUACAUUUCGCCAACGUCCCUACAACUUCACAGAGCUCGAGACCUAAAACCCCCAACAGAGCCAGCCCCAGGCCAUACCACCAUCCCCUUACCCCAACUAAUCGUCCACCCAGUACAGAGCCUUCUGAGAUUAACCUUUCACCUGAGCGGCUAAAUGCUUCAAUCGCAGGCUUGUUUCCUCCAAAAAUUAACAUUACCCUGCCUCCACGACAGACAAACCUUAACAGGGGAUUUGAUCAGCAAGGUCUGAACCCAACAACUCUAAAAGCCAUUGGGCAGGCUCCCCCGAGCUUAACUCUAACAGGAAACAACGGCAAUGCAGGUGGAAAUAACGCUAACAACAAUCAACAGUCAUUCCCUUCUGGUGCUGGUGUAGGUGCUUCAGGUGCUAAACAGGACAAGCAAUCUGGAGGGCAGAAUAAAAGGGCAAGUCCAAGCAAUAGUCGGAGAUCAAGUCCAGCCUCUAGUCGCAAGUCAGCCACUCCAAGUCCAGGUAGACAAAAGGGGGCUAAAAUGACCGUUGCUUGCCCUCCCCACCAGCAGCAGUCAGCAAACCCUCAAGGUCAAACAAUGAUGCUUAGUCCUUCCUCAGUUCCUCCAAGUCCAAACCCAGUAUCUCUGCCUUCACAAGUGAGUGGAGGAAUCGAGGCACAACAGACACAAAGUUCAAUCCAUGGGAUUCAUGGUAACCCUGCGGAUGGGGCCAGGGAAAAUUCAGGAAUGAUUACUGCAGAGCAGCGGCAAAUACCCCAACCUCAGCCCGCAGGACAGACUUUAUCAACCCCUAGAAUGGCAAGUCCUCGUCUGCCUGCGCCUCAGCCACCUAAGCCUGAUUUGGAAAUGCAUACUGGCACAGCUGAAAAGCAGUCAACACACCCAACAACUGUGCAGGACUCUGAGGUCUCACCAGCUCUCAGAGCAGCUCCAACCUCCCUCAAUCAGUUACUGGAUAACACAAGUGUUUCAAACACAUCUCUUCGGCCCACACAGAGUAAUGCUGUUGCCAUUGUAAAAGACAAUCCCAAGUCUGCUCUGGAUCCAGAUAGGCACAGUAAUUCCCAGGGUACAGAUAAGUCUGUGUCUAACGUUUCUGUUUCUGCUGUAAGUGAAACGGAGCCUAAACCCAAACCUGUUGCCCCAAUUCCCGCUAAUAGCUCUAACUUGCAGAUUACAUCAGCUCCCAGCUCACAUCCUCCAACUAAUGUAAUCUCUAGUAGUACUGUUAGUCUUAACCAAAACCCAAGCUCCGGUCUUGUCAAUGCCAUUCCAAAUGUAAACCCAGGUACCAACAUCUGCAGCUCAGCUAAUGCUAACACUAAUGCUGCCCCAAGUGUAAGCCUGAAUACAGUCUCUUCCAGUCAUAAUAGUUCUGCCUCAACCAUUAGUACCAGUUCUGUCUCCAGCUCUGCUGUAAACUCUACCAUUUCAGCUCUUAAACCAAAUCCUAGUCUUAAACCUGUAACAAGCGUGCAUUCAGUCAUACAGAUCCCUGCAUCGUCAAGCACCAUUACCCCCAACCAGAUCACAGUAUUUGUCACCUCUAAUCCCAUCACUUCUGCCCCCACUCCACAGGCACCCACAUCAAUGGUUUCCACCAUGGUGGCUGUCCCUAACAAGAACAUUAGACCUCAGGACAUCCGACAACAGAGUCCUGGCACUCGACCACAGUUUAUCACCACAACCCCUGUAUUUAUCAAUGGACUUUUCCAAGUCCCAGGUUCCUCUGUGGCUCCCAGCACAACAGUGGUAUCACAGUCCGUCACCAUGGUGGGGCCAAUCCAGGUGUCCACUGCAAACAUCCAACUAUCUCCCGCUUCAAGCACCACACAGACCUCAGGGGCUAACAUGGCCAGCACCCAGCCCACAAGAAGUGUUGUUGGACAAAUCCAAAUAGCCGCUACUGUGCCCUCAUCAGCCCCGAUUGGUACCCUCCUAGCUCCCCAGCAAGUUAACCCUGGGACAGUCAAAACAGAAACUCAAGUUGAGACAAGUUCCUCUCAGAAAUCUACUAUUCCAGUCCGUCAACCAUCUCCCCAUCCAAGCUCUGCAGCAUCAUCUCCUUAUCAGCCUUCUCUGGCCUCUCCACCUCCUUGCUCUAGUCCAGGAGCUAUUAACACCAUAAGAAAGACUUCAAUGUCUCCUUCUCCUACUGGCCAGCUGAAAAGUAAGACUGCACCAGUCGCUGUAUGUGUUUCUGGCGCAGAUGACUCAAAGCAAAACACUGUAGAAAGGCCUCCACAGGUACAUACAGGGGCUGUCCCACCUCAGGUCUUGGUUUAUACUGGUAGUCCAGCUAUUCAGACGGAGGCACAAACUCCUCAUACUACUGCUGUUAGUUCAAACGUUACUCUGCCUGUAGUUUCUUCUUCUCCACUCCCCGUUCCAAACCAACUUACUGUUGCUACUCAGUUAGUUGGUCAGGCUCCAUUGGUUGCACCAGUGUCAAUCUCAAGCCCAGCACAGGCUGUCAAUUCCCAAGCUGCUGUUGUGACUGUAGUUGGUGCCGGCACUGGGGUUCCUUCCCGUACCUUGCUCUCUACAAUCGCUCCUGUUCAAAGUCCUGUACCAUCUGUUGUUCCAAUUGUUCCAAUCAAACCUGGACCCGUUGAGUCUCCUCACAGCACAUCUUCCCCAGUUGCUAACCCCAGCGGAGUUCCACCAGGUCAGUGUGAGGCUCCUGCUUCAGAACCAAUAACACCAUCAGCAACAGCACCUGCUGAAUCCAUACAGACUGCUCAAGGUAAGUUUUCUGUACAGAGAACAGUGUGAUUGUCCACAUGUUUCAUAUCAUGUUAGCAAGAAAUUGCUAGUAUUCUGAGCAUGGUCCUUAGUCAAACCAGAACUCACCAUGUAAUGCUGGAAACCAGUAACACGUCUAAUACCACAAGAGGUAUUGUUAACAUUUUAUUGUUGAAAGAGUUAGAUGUGCAAUCUGGGAGAAAAAAAAACAAUCGUAGCGUAUGAUACUGGAACUGACAAGCUUGUUAAAGGCCUUCUUUCAAAAGCCCACAUACUUUAACAAAGCUUCUUCAUAUGGUUUCAGCUGUACAGACAGUACUGCACAGAAUACAGGUUUAUGUUUUAUUGAGAUACUUAAUGCUAUUAGUUAAUUACAUUGUCAUGUCGACCCCCAGCACCUCCUCAACCAGAAGCUUCUCAGGAACCUGUUGCCAUGGAGAAGACCAGUGAAGAGGUCCCAACAGGUUCUGAGCAAGGAUGGGCAAAGAAAAGAAAGACGCCCAUCAACUUAGUCCCAAGAGCUGCUGUGGAGAAACCCAAGGGCCCAAGCAGACGCAGCUCACGAGCUGAGAAAGAGGUGGAGGAGGAGCCAGCGGCAGACAGCAGCAUGCGGAAAAGAUCGGCCAGACCUGGGACCAGUACUACUGUAAAAGAAACUGGAGCAAGCCCCACGCAAGCCAAAAGAAGGAAAUCUAAAUAGUCACAACUGCAGUGGUGGUUGCCUGUGAAUUGUACUGUAAAUGUUUUAGUUUGCCAUUGUGAAUCAGUUGAUAGAAGUUUCUCUCACCCAGAUUCUGAAAAGUCACUGGAGGCAGAGACCAUGUACAGACUGUUUUAAAAAGAUUGAUGCUAUUGUUUUGUCCAUGCUAUAAUGUGAGAUUGUAGUUAGAAUGUGACCAUAAAGUUUGUGUGAAUGUGCUUUUUGCAUUAAAUGCUGGAUUAAUCAUUUGAAGACUGAUAAUGAACUUGCCAUAACUGUAUAAUUAUGUUGUAAAAUGGAAUUAAAUUUUCUACUGCUCUUGUUCUGUGAAAACAUGUUGACUAUUGUAACUCUUAAAAUUUUAAUUUUUACCAACAACUGUGGUUAAUUGUUUUACAGUCCA